UCACCAAAGUUAAAUACAUACGUUACAUAGAGAGGCAUUAGCAGUCUGAAAUUUGAGAGUUGACCAUUUAACACAAUCCUUUGAAAUGAAAAUCUUGACUGUAAUUAUAUUUGAGGUCUGUUUUUUGUCAUGGUCCAUUGCUAUGUACUUUGAUUUGGGUGAACAAGAGGAGAAGUGCAUCAUUGAGGAAAUCCCAGAGGACACACUGGUAACAGGCUACUUUCUGUUAGAACACUGGGAUGCAAACAAGCCAGCCAAUACUCCUCAUCUUGGCAUGACAGUCAAAAUCCGAGACCCAAAUCAUGAGAUACUGAUGCUGAAACGGUAUGGCAAAUAUGGAAAAUUUACCUUCACAUCACAUGCUUCGGGGCAGCAUUUUCUAUGUAUGCAGUCAAACUCGACUAGGUUCUCUGUCUUUGCAGGAGAAAGGCUGAGAGUCCAUUUAGAUGUACAAAUGGGAGAACACUCCAUCGAUCCCAGUGCUGUCAAAGCCAAAGACACGGUCAAAACAAUGGAGUACAGUCUACAGCACCUUAUUGACCAAAUGAAUUACAUUGCUCGUCAACAAGAUUAUCAAAGGGAACGAGAAGAAACCUUUCGAGAGAUCAGUGAGCAGACAAACUGGAGCGUUUUAUGGUGGGCCAUUAUUCAGACAGCAAUACUACUUUCUGUUGGAUUCUGGCAGAUCAAGAGGCUGAAGGACUUUCUUAUAGAAAAGAAACUGGUUUGACGUUAUGCUGGCAGUUCUUGUUGUGGUAGUUGUUGGUGGUAUGUUUUGAACAAAAUCGUGUUGGCAUCAACACACCAAAAUGGGAACAGCAUUAAACUAUGAUUAUAGACUGUAGGAUAUGUAUGGUGACUGAAUAAACCUGCCAAUAGUUAAUCAAGAGUCUGUAGGCAAUUCUAAAUUAUCUGACAAGGAAAGUGACAAAAUAAAUUAAAUAAUUACUUAUACCCUUGACCAUUAAAGUGCACA
Molecule: messenger RNA, 976 nt
Organism: Alosa alosa (allis shad)
Lineage: Eukaryota; Metazoa; Chordata; Actinopteri; Clupeiformes; Clupeidae
Product: transmembrane emp24 domain-containing protein 11
Exons: 5
Coding region: 86-730 (214 amino acids)
Biological process (GO): endoplasmic reticulum to Golgi vesicle-mediated transport; Golgi organization; intracellular protein transport
Cellular component (GO): Golgi apparatus; COPII-coated ER to Golgi transport vesicle; endoplasmic reticulum
Source: RefSeq, a predicted model, not a curated record